Messenger RNA from Bufo bufo (common toad), 2014 nucleotides. It is a transcript of the gene ENTPD3, whose product is annotated as ectonucleoside triphosphate diphosphohydrolase 3. Gene Ontology annotation, cellular component: plasma membrane. Lineage: Eukaryota; Metazoa; Chordata; Amphibia; Anura; Bufonidae. Gene Ontology annotation, biological process: nucleoside diphosphate catabolic process. The transcript is spliced from 10 exons. The record is from RefSeq and is a predicted model, not a curated record. Bases 40 to 1536 code for a protein of 498 amino acids. Gene Ontology annotation, molecular function: UDP phosphatase activity; GDP phosphatase activity.
CAGACUAUUUGCUGACUUUGCUGGGAGAACGGUCCUGGGAUGCCUUCUAAGGUGAAAAUUCCCCUCAUUGUUUCCAUUUUGUUUCUUUUGAUCAGCGUAUCUGUUAUCAUUGCGAUUGCCUAUGUUCAGAUUCACCAUGAGCGGUCACUUUCUCCUGGUUUAAAGUAUGGCAUAGUGCUGGAUGCAGGAUCUUCAAGGACCACAGUAUAUGUGUAUCAAUGGCCGGCUGAAAAAGAAAACAAUACCGGAGUAGUAAGCCAGACCUUCAAAUGCAACGUUAACGGCCUCGGGAUUUCCAGUUAUGCGGGCGAGCCUGAAAAAGCGGCCCAGAACAUUGACAGCUGUAUGAAGAAAGUUAUAAGUAUCAUUCCAUUUAAUCAGCAGAACAGCACGCCUGUAUAUCUGGGAGCCACAGCAGGGAUGAGGCUUCUCAGGUUGAAAAAUGAAAGUGCCGCUCAAGAAGUCCUUACCAGUAUUGAGAACUACUUCAAAACCCAGCCAUUUGAUUUUAGAGGAGCUCACAUCAUUACGGGUCAGGAGGAAGGGCUGUACGGAUGGAUUACAGUCAACUAUUUAUUGGGAAAUUUCUUGGAGAAAAACAUUUGGAACACCUGGGUACGUCCAGACGGAGCAGAGACCACUGGAGCGCUGGAUUUGGGUGGUGCCUCCACACAGAUCUCAUUCAUUCCAGAGAAGUCAGAGCAGAAACCCAACAGCACAUUAGAAGUGACUCUGUACAGCUAUAAGUACAAUGUGUACACGCACAGCUUCCAGUGCUAUGGGAGGGAUGAAGCAGAGAAACGACUGCUGGCAUCAUUAACUCAGAGUUCACAGGGGAAACCGCACAUAGAAAAUCCAUGCUAUCCUCAGAAUUACGAGGUGAAUUUAACAAUGAAUCACAUAUUUGGAAGCCUUUGUUCCGCAUCUUUCCGACCAGCAAGUAACACUCCAGAGCACCUCGUUAGUUUUAAAGGAACAGGCAAGCCAGUCCAAUGUAUGGAGAGAGUGUCUACUCUGUUCAAUUUUGCUGCAUGCCAUGGGAAGCAGGACUGCUCAUUUGAUGGUGUUUACCAGCCCAAGGUGAAGGGACCCUUUUCGGCAUUCUCUGGCUUUUAUUACAUAGCCAAAGCUUUAAAUCUGACUGGGAAUUUCCAAUUAAAUGAACUAAACUCAAGUAUGUCUUCUUUCUGUAGUCAAGAAUGGAGCAAGCUUCCACAUAUCCUACCCAGAUUUGAUGAAACCUAUGCAAGAUCCUAUUGUUUUUCGGCUAAUUACAUCUACCAUCUAUUAGUCCACGGCUAUAAAUUUGACAGUGAAUCUUGGCCACAGAUUCUGUUUCAGAAGGAGGUUGGGAAUAGCAGCAUUGCAUGGUCCUUGGGUUACAUGCUCAGUCUCACCAAUAUGAUUCCCGCAGAGAGACCCCUGGUUCUUCUUCCCAUGAGACCCACUGUCUUUGCUGGACUUCUCUUCUUGUUCGCAGCGAUAACAUUACUGUGUCUCAUACUCUUUGUGAUUUUGCUCGUCCGGUCUUGCUAGGCCAGUCUUCAAGGCCUACCUGAAUGACUAAAGGAAGGAUCUAGGUUAUACAGGAAGCUCACGUAAUCACCUGUCGGGGAGCAUUCUUCCUUGGAAACUCUAUAUACAGUGGCAAAUAAGGUGUGCCAGGGCUCAGCCGAAUAGUACAUGGGUGACAAGGGACAAGAGUGAACAACGUCUAUGGUCAUUUCUUCUGGGAAACCAAGAUGGGAUGCUAAAGCAAGACAUUAAAAACUGCUAUCAACAUAUAUUUCUCAUUAUACCUGUGGACAACAAUGGAUGUACAGAUGUACAGGAUAUUGAAUUUGCAUAUUUGUCACUCAGAUUUUCUGUAGAAACAUUUCUCAUAUAUCACUACUUGUGUGAAUAGUUUGAAUUAAAGGUUUUCUCACUUCAGGGAAUGGCAUUUAUCAUGUAGAGGAAGACACUUACUAAUGUAUCGUGAUUGUCCAUAUUGCUUCCUUUGCUGGUUGGAUUC